CUCCUAUUGGUGGAUCGGCUACAUAUAUACAUCACUCUAACAGAUGACAGCGGCCUGCGCCAGAGCCAAAACAUUACCACCUUUUGUGACCAUGCGUUUCAGCCGUGACCCCACUGCUUUCCAGCUCUGCGCAAACAGCGCCAUGUUUGAAGACAACGACUCCGGCUGUACACAAGGGGAGAGCGACGUCCUCUCACCGAGCCCGGGGCCCUCCAGCCCGUUGUCCGUGAACUCAGACAGCAGCUGCACCAGCCCCGAAGCGAAGACGGCCGCAACACAGCAGAGAGUUAGGAGGCCCCUGAACGCCUUCAUUAUCUGGACCAAAGAAGAGCGCCGGCGGCUGGCGCAGCUCAACCCAGACCUGGAAAACACGGAUCUGAGCAAAAUACUCGGAAAAACAUGGAAGGCCAUGUCCUUGGCUGAGAAGCGCCCAUACAUGCAGGAAGCUGAGCGUCUGAGGGUCCAGCACACCAUUGAUUAUCCCAACUACAAGUACAGGCCCCGCAGGAGGAAGCAGAUGAAGAAGAGCCCCAAGCCCCCGACCACAGACACUCCUCUCCCCUCACUUUUCAGCUCAUGCGUCUCUGUGCCCUACAACCUCACCUAUCUGCUCCAGAACCAGCAGGCGACCUUCCCAAACACACUUGACUCCCCAGCUAACUUCACCCCUUUGCACAGCAGCUACCAAAACACACCCCUUUUUCCAGACACUGCACCAACACACACUUUCUCAAACAAGACUGUGGUGUACCCAAACCCUCCUGCAUACCCUGUGGAGCCUCAGGUGUACUUUGGCAGUCAGCACAGGCCCAUGCAGAACAGUUCCUCUGCAGGUCCCCGUGUGCAGCAGGGCCAGUCCAGGGCCUAUGCGAACCCGCUGCACUUUGCUGGGCCUCCCCUGGAGUUUUACUUAGAACAGGUCCAGCUGGACACCCUGUACGACCUGGACCGCAGCGAGUUUGAACAGUACCUGGACCCAUCGCCUCACAGGCCUGAGUCAGUGGAUCUCAGCAGCUGUCAACAGCAGACCAGCCACAGAGAGAGACGCUCACUGUCAUAACACUG
Molecule: messenger RNA, 1065 nt
Organism: Monopterus albus (swamp eel)
Lineage: Eukaryota; Metazoa; Chordata; Actinopteri; Synbranchiformes; Synbranchidae
Gene: sox32
Product: SRY-box transcription factor 32
Exons: 2
Coding region: 44-1060 (338 amino acids)
Biological process (GO): positive regulation of transcription by RNA polymerase II; cell differentiation
Cellular component (GO): nucleus
Molecular function (GO): DNA-binding transcription activator activity, RNA polymerase II-specific; RNA polymerase II cis-regulatory region sequence-specific DNA binding
Source: RefSeq, a predicted model, not a curated record